This is a messenger RNA of Trichomonas vaginalis G3, 532 nucleotides long. RefSeq names its product phage tail repeat-like family. Lineage: Eukaryota; Parabasalia; Trichomonadida; Trichomonadidae. The transcript has a single exon. The annotation marks the transcript as partial. The record is from RefSeq and is a predicted model, not a curated record.
AUGUCGAAAGAAACAGCGUCUAUGAGAGAAAUACAACACAACCGACAACUCAUUUUGCAAGCUCUAAAUAAGAACACAACAAACUUUUCAAACUAUUCUAAGAUAUCUGAGUCAUUGAAAGAAGGAAACUUAAAACUGACGAUAAACCCAAUGACAGACGAGUUUCUGUUUCAAGACAGUAAGAACCAUACUGUUUGUAUAAAUCCAACAAAAAGAACUUUAAACGAGAAACCUAUAGAUGAACUUCUUUUGAAAGCAGAUAUUGACAACAAAGCUGACAAAGAGUAUGUAGAUGCAACAAGAGACUAUAUUCUCGCAUGGACAGAUAGAACAUACCCACAAAAACAUCAUACACAUAACAUCUAUGACGUAGAUGAACUACCAGCAAUGUUAGAUGACAAAGCAGAUAAAACAUAUGUUGACAAUAAAAUGUCAAGUGAAGUGACAAGAGCUGACAAAGAAUAUUCUAAAAAGACUCAUACACAUACCAUUGCAAAUAUUACAAACUUACAAGAAACCUUAAACAGGAAAA